This is a messenger RNA of Kickxella alabastrina, 1296 nucleotides long. RefSeq lists its product as uncharacterized. The record is from RefSeq and is a predicted model, not a curated record. The transcript has a single exon. Bases 447 to 887 code for a protein of 146 amino acids. Lineage: Eukaryota; Fungi; Kickxellomycota; Kickxellomycetes; Kickxellales; Kickxellaceae.
CUGCCCCUGCCCCUGCCCCUGCCCCUGCCCCUGCCCCUGCCCCUGCCCCUGCCCCUGCCGCCGCUGCCGACCCGGCCGAGCACCCCUUUUCGCCCGAUGACGGCCCGGUGCUUUUCGACCUGGCGCUGGUCGAGCAGGCCAUUGCGCAGCUGACCAGCGACCUGCCGGCGUCGCAGCGCACGCUGGCGGACCUCGCCCAGGCCGCCACGGACCUGGCGCACAGCACCGCGCUGUUCACCUUCCUCGCCAAGCAGAGCCAGAACCAGGACCGCGACCAGGAAAAGCCAAAGAAACCGCAGUACAGCCGCACGUUGGCCGGCGAGCGUGCGACCUUCGGCAACACGCUGGCGGCGAAGCUGUCUGUGAAGACUGAGGAGCAGCAGAAGCUGGAGAACCAGCGCCAGGAGGGCGUCGACCAGUGGCGUCGCCAGCUCGAGGAAGAGGAAAUGCAGCGCCGCACGGACGCGGAAACCCGUGAGCGUGAGCGUGUCGAGAUGGAGGCUCGUAUCUUGAGAGAAACCGACGAGCGCAAUGCUGCUUUGCGCGAGCAAAUGACCAUGGAUGCAGCGGUGAAUGCUGCGGCGUUGGCGGAGGAUGGCCAUGGUAAGCCGAAGAGAGCGAGAAAUAAGAGAGACCAUGACCAGGCUGUUGCGGAGCAGGACGAGUACGGGUAUAAGCGCACCCACAGGAGCAAGCCGACAAUGCAGCAUCGCCAUAGGGUGCAUGAUGACGAUGAUGGCCUGGAGAUGGAGAUGGAGAGAACUCCGUCCCCUGCGCCCAUCAAGUACAAGUCAAAGGCCAUUGUCACUGACUCGGAGGACUCGGCUGACGACAUUGGCGAUGAUGAACGCAAUGACAUGAUGGAUGUUUCCAAGAACAACAACUAGCCUUAUGCUUGUUUUUUUGCUUUUUGUUUUUUUUGUUUUUUUGUUUUUUGCCCACAUAUGCUGUGUUGGUUGCGAAUACAAUUUUUUUUGGUUUUUUUAACGACCACCAAUCAAGCUUUUAAGUUAUCACUCACCCUCACUCAUUUUCAUUUUGCUCGCCGAGGCAGUUGAUGAUGAUGCGCAAUAUUUAGGCCUGCCGCAAUAAUAUCUCCUGUUCCUAAAACCACCGUCUGAUUUCAAACAUUGAUUAUUCCGCUGGGCGGUGGAACCACACCAUCCCAAAGAGAUGCAGCCAUUAACAGACGUUAAUUUUAUGUGUGUGUGUGUGUGUGCGAUCAAACCGUAAGGAGGGGAUAGAAGAAUAAAGGAUAAGCUGAAUAAUUGGUGCUGCUUCCCUAUUAUUAAAUAU